Messenger RNA from Harpegnathos saltator (Jerdon's jumping ant), 1652 nucleotides. RefSeq names its product CD63 antigen. The record is from RefSeq and is a predicted model, not a curated record. Lineage: Eukaryota; Metazoa; Arthropoda; Insecta; Hymenoptera; Formicidae. The coding region runs from base 196 to 1053 and encodes 285 amino acids. The transcript has 5 exons. Gene Ontology annotation, cellular component: plasma membrane.
CCGUCGUCGUUGUCGCCUUCGUACGUUUUCGUGGCCCGUUAUCGGCCUGCGAGAUAACGCUGAUCGGCCGCCGCGGCCCGAUACCGAGCAUCGGCAUCGACAUCGGCAGUCGGUGAGUCGGCGGUGGAUGUGCGCGGAUCUACGACGAUUAUUGUGCACCUGCGCCCGCGAAAGAAGCACGGCAAGAGCACGAAAAUGGCGGCCACGCAUCUCGACGUCGGCCUUCGCUGCAUCAAGUAUCUGCUGUGCGCAGUCAACUCCCUCUUCGUGCUGACGGGGAUAAUGAUAAUAUCGGUCGGCACGACCAUCUACGCCGUUUAUGAGAACUUUUCGCAUUUCCUGGACCCGAGAUACUUCUCGCCGGCCACGCUCCUUAUCGUGGUAGGGAUAUUCGUGUUCAUAAUAGCUUUCAUGGGAUGCUGCGGCGCGCUCCAGGAAAGCACUUGCAUGGUUCUUGUGUUUGCAGUCUUGCUGUCGAUCGUGUUGUUGCUGGAGCUGGCCGCCGCAGUUGCUGCAUACGCCUUGCAGGACAGCAUCCAGGAUCUUCUAGAAGAGAAGAUCAACGUAACGAUGCAUGAGUACGGGAAUAACAAAGAGGCCACGGCUGCCAUUGAUUUCUUGCAAUCUAGGUUACGCUGUUGUGGAUACAAUGGACCUCAGGAUUGGGAUGAUAAUUCGCUUAACAAUACGCGUAUAAUGAAUUCCUGCUGUGACUUUAUAUCUGUGUAUCCCGCUGAAGACAUUUGUCCGGUGGAAGACAGAUACCAAGCAGGUUGUAUCAGUCGCCUGUCCAUUAUUAUCCAACGCAGUGCGCUUUAUAUCGGUACAGGAGCCGUAGCGAUCGCUCUCAUUCAGUUGACGGGAAUCAUGUUUGCGUGUAUGUUGGGUCGAGCCAUCAGGCGCCAGAAAACGGAGAGGGAAAGGCGUCGUUGGGAAUUACGAGAGAAUCUCGUAAACGGUUACGAACCGUUGGGAAAGUCGGAUCCCUUGACUACGUUCCCCAUAGUGUACAUGUCACCGGAAUAUCCGCUUAAAAGCGAACAAAAGUGUUAACACAAUUCCUGGAAUGAGAUGUCUCGUUUUUAAGAACCAUAAACCGAAUGUGUUAAUAUUCUGCGAUAUAAAAAGUGAACUUAUAAAACCAGAAAUAAUCUUCUAAUUGUCCUCAUGAGGCAAGAAUCUACAAAAAUUGAAUAAUAGUUUUCUACAACAUAUUAAAACAUCUUACAAGAAUGAAUACUUAUUAUUUUUGACAACAUUUUGACUAACUUUUGUUCGGUGAGUUAUUGCUGGGUAAUAUGUGCGUGAGGAACUAAUACUUAACCAAAAACAGAUUGUGAUUUAUAAUUUAUAAAUUAUAUAUUUUCUUACACAUAUAUAUAGCGCCAUAGAUAUGUACAAACCUAAAAUUGUUUAAAAGUCAAAUUCUGUUUGCUCUGUUUACUUUAGAUAUUUUGUACGAAUAAAUAUUUCAAUAUUCAAAGAAAUAAAGUAACUAAUACUUGAUUAAAAGUAUUUGUUACGUAUGCAUAAAGAGAGAUAUUCAUUUGCAAAUUUAUUAAGCGAGUUGUUGCAAGAAUUGUUGCCAAUACUUACUGUAUAUUACUAUGUAUAUUUAUGUUUAAAAUAAAUGUCUUUAUUCUAUUAAAGUA